AUUCAACACGCGGCUGGUGUGUGUCUACUCACUGUCUGCUCAAUCCCAAUAUAUAAUUAUUUGCAAAUUGCCAACAUCAGAAAGCUGUCACGGCAGACCACUUCCGGCUUUUGCAUUUAGACAGACGGUUUCACCGCCCAGGGUCCACCGCUUCCCAUCCUAUAAAGUCCAAACAUCACCCUCCUGAAUCCUUACUUUUUCCCUCUUCCAUCCAGACAUCAUGGUCGCUUCAGCCGUGUUGUCUUUAGCCCUGUUGCCUGUGCUCGCUUUGGGUGAUCACCACUGGCAUAACCACUUGUUUGAUCACAGUUUCGUCCAAGUUCCGUUUGAAGUAGUUGAAGAGAUCAAAGAACGUGUGGAUACCGCUAAAGAACACGUUCAGGAUAGAGUUUUUGGGUGUCAGCCGACAUCUACUGUGGUUCAUGGGACGACGGUUGUCCAUCAAACCGUUACCUCGCCUCCGCCCUAUGUGACCCCCAGUGGGUAUCCUGAUGUUCAAAUUGCUGGUUUAAGCACCAUUGACAAGUGGGCUACUCUGCUCACUUGGGAGCAUCAGGGCACAACCACUCUUGCACUUCCGUGCUACACUGCGGCUGGUCAUCACCACGGUCAUCAUAAGAAUCCUGAAUGGGCCGUUUUCUCCAAGAGAAUUCCCGAUGGAGACAUCACGAUCCGCAAUGCGUUCGUUCCCACCAAAACAUUGGGCCAUCAACCUACUUCCACUCAUAGUUACUCGCCUUCCCAUGCCUACACUGUUGUUGAAAAGCCAUCCACUGUCACCGUUACCCGGAUCGUCGAUCAUCACGAUGUAGUCACUCAGACCGUUGACCACCACCACACCUCGACUGUGAAAGUCAGGGAGAUUGACACAGUCUUUGCUAAACCUGUUACCACUACCGUUACUCAGAUCGUCGAUCAUCAUGACGUCGUGACUCGGACUGUUGACCACCACCACACUUCCACUGUGAAAGUCUGGGAUAUCGAAACAGUCUUUGCUAAGCCCGUCAUUACCACCGUCACACGCACCGUCAAUCAUCAUGACGUCAUUACUCGGACUGUUGACCACCACCACACUUCCACUGUGAAAGUCAGGGAGAUUGAAACGGUUUUUGUUAAGCCUGUCACCACUACCGUAACCGUUGCCAUUAGGCCAACUCCGACACCUUAUCAGCGAUAUACCCGAUGCCUCGAGAGCUACACCGUGGAGGGGUGGAAUUAUGUUGUUUUCGAAAAUGCUGCUCAGAUUAUCGUCGACAAUCCGUUUGAAUCUGUGAUUACGAUUUCCGGAGUAUUUGCGCCCAUUGCUAAGUUUCACGUGAGGAUUGAUGGUAAGGACCUCGGAUGGACUAGCGAGCCAAGGGGAGGGGAGGUUCAUGCAUGUUCAGCUCAGGAUCUUGGCGAGAAAUGCAUUGUGGUUUGUGUUGCCGUCCGAUUAAGCUUUCAUUUGUCUGAUCUAUCUUCACUUUAGGGCGGCGCUUCUUGGGGCCAAUGGUCACUCCCUCCUGGGUUCCAUACGGUUGAUGUCGCGUCCAUUGGUACAAAUCGUGAGCCAUGUUCCAGUCUGAUGCGCUCCUCAUCUAAUG
Cantharellus anzutake is the source of this 1583-nucleotide messenger RNA. RefSeq lists its product as uncharacterized. The record is from RefSeq and is a predicted model, not a curated record. Lineage: Eukaryota; Fungi; Basidiomycota; Agaricomycetes; Cantharellales; Hydnaceae. The transcript is spliced from 3 exons. The coding region runs from base 221 to 1468 and encodes 415 amino acids.